Molecule: messenger RNA, 1394 nt
Organism: Sorghum bicolor (sorghum)
Lineage: Eukaryota; Viridiplantae; Streptophyta; Magnoliopsida; Poales; Poaceae
Product: calmodulin-lysine N-methyltransferase
Exons: 7
Coding region: 147-1190 (347 amino acids)
Cellular component (GO): cytoplasm
Molecular function (GO): calmodulin-lysine N-methyltransferase activity
Source: RefSeq, a predicted model, not a curated record
AUUGGAGCUAGACUAGAUCCGGCGGCGUUCCUCUACGAUCGAUCGCUGCAAGCUGCAAAUCCGAAAUUCCGAUUUACCAAUCGAACUAGUCCUCAAUCUCUCUCUGUUGCUUCGCCACGAACAAAGCUGACGCAUCUCGAGCUCCGAUGGACUCCUCCUCUCGACCCCCAUCCCCGUCGCCAGCACCCAGUGGAUCCCGUGGCGCCUCCAACGCCACCCAGCGGUGGAGCAUCCUUCGCCGCGCGCUGCUUGCUCGUUCGUCCUCCGCGCGCGCCCAAGAGGGAAUUUCUAGUGACCACCAGAUUAAAGAUGACACCUACAACAUUUCAAGAAAGGCUUCGUGUGGCUUUAACCUGAUCGAAUGCCAUUCACUGCCGAUUUCACAGCUAGCGAAAUCACUUGGGAAUUCAUUAAAUGGAAAUGAAAAUGAUUUUGGCCAGAAGGAUGUUUAUGUAUGUUACAAGCUGCCUUGUAGAGAUUCCUCUAAACUUGAUCUGGUAUAUAGAAAAGAGGAUUCCCUUGAACUCAAUGACAUUGAGGCUUCGAACAAAUACAAUAUCGACACUACUGGACUAGUUGUUGGCCAUCAGAAGAGGUCCUUGCCUACUACUGUAUUAACCACUCGGAUAUGUUCAGUUCAUUACAGGUCCAAGAAAGUGCUUGAGCUUGGAUCUGGUUAUGGAUUGGCUGGACUUGUUGUUGCAGCCAGUACAAAUGCUGACGAGGUUGUUAUUUCUGAUGGCAACCCACAAGUAGCUGGGUACAUUCAGAAGAACAUAACCCUCAACGCAAAGACUUUUGGUGAGACAAAGGUUAAAUCUAUGAUACUGCAUUGGGACAAAGAGCAAGCUUCAGAAAUAUUGAAUACUUUUGACAUCAUUGUUGCAAGUGACUGCACAUUUUUCAAGCAAUUCCAUGAGGGCCUUGCCCGAACAGUCAAAUCCUUGCUGAAGCAUUCGACAACCUCACAAGCUAUCUUCCUGAGCCCCAAAAGAGGCGAUUCUCUAGACAAAUUCCUGGGAGUAAUUAAAGAGAAUGGUCUGUGUUGUGAGUUGAUAGAGAACUAUGAUCCAACUGUCUGGAAUCUGCACAAAAAAUAUGUGGCUGGUGAGGAUAGAACCUGGCCUAAUUAUGACAAGGAGCAUUGCUACCCUCUCCUGGUUAGAAUUAGCUAUUUUAGUGAGAUCUAGUUUCCUUAAAUUCUAUUUGAUCUUGGAUGAUCCAUUUAUAAUGUGCAUUAGCUAUAUAUUUUUUUUUAUAUAUAUCCCAUCCAGCACGAUAGUGUAAACCUGGAGGUGGAUCUUGGCUAAACAUUUCUGAAAGUUCUUUGCUUUUCUAUGGAAGUACCAACAAGGCAGUUCAAAAGCAUUCACUUGCAAACUCGCCUUUCCUCA